Messenger RNA from Pseudoliparis swirei, 634 nucleotides. Its product is annotated as E3 SUMO-protein ligase ZBED1-like. NCBI's taxonomy places the organism in Eukaryota, Metazoa, Chordata, Actinopteri, Perciformes, Liparidae. The record is from RefSeq and is a predicted model, not a curated record. Bases 53 to 634 code for a protein of 193 amino acids. The transcript is spliced from 4 exons. Gene Ontology annotation, molecular function: protein dimerization activity.
AAAAGAAAAGGUCUGGGGUGACCUCUCCAAACGUUACCAGGAUCAUGACAUAAUGGCCUUUCUGGAGGAGGCCACUCUUAUGGAUCCAAGAUUCAAGGGAAAGCUGAGUUCUUCUGAUGAAGUUUGGGAACGACUGAAGGCAGCAGCAUUGAGGGAAAUGUUAGGAGAGGAGGAUGCAGUGCCAGUGGAGGCUCAGGAAGUGGAAGUGGACGAGGAUGAAGAGGAUGAAGAGGAGGAGGUGGAAAAUCCUCAUGUUGUCAAGAAACCCAGGGUCUCUGCACUGGAGGAACUCUUCGCUGAAGAGGAUAAAGAGCUGCGGAGGAGCCUUAUUCAACAGGAAACAACAGCGGCAACAAUCCUCGAGAACAUCAGGAAUGAGCUGUCCGUCUACAGAGGCCUCCUUCCCAUCCCUACAUCAGAAGACCCUGUCCACUGGUGGUGGAGAAAGAAGGAAACUUUUCCUGUCCUCUCUCAGCUCUCCACCACCUACCUCUGUGUUCAAGCCUCCUCAACGCCUUCUGAAAGAGUGUUCUCCACAGCUGGCAACACUCUCAGUAAGGAGAGAUCUCGGCUUCUCCCGGAGAAAGUGAACAUGCUUAUCUUUUUAACAAAAACUGUUGAGUGCAGUAUUUAG